Messenger RNA from Anopheles gambiae (African malaria mosquito), 1086 nucleotides. RefSeq names its product streptococcal hemagglutinin. The transcript has 4 exons. The record is from RefSeq and is a predicted model, not a curated record. Bases 1 to 978 code for a protein of 325 amino acids. Lineage: Eukaryota; Metazoa; Arthropoda; Insecta; Diptera; Culicidae.
AUGAUGGAAAACAAGAUUGUUUUCCUGCUCUUCCUGGGGGCACUUUUAGGCGCCUCACGGGCGGAAGCUUUACCUGAUGAAAGCUUCCUUAUCACGUCGGUGAACAAGCAGAACUUGCUGAAAGCACUGCUGCAGCAAGAAUCGACCUCUUCCAAUAUUGGCCUCCGAGGAUCGGCCACCACCAACAAGGCCACCGCCGCCACCGCCAACGAGACCACCACCACCACCGCCAACCACAACGAGACCUCGUCCACCGCCAACGACGAGACCUCCGCCGCCACCGACCACUACAAGGCCUCGACCGCCACCAACGACGAGACCUCCGCCACCACCUCCACCGACGACCACGAGGCCACGUCCUCCGCCAACUACUACACGUCCAAAGCCACCGCCAACGACGACCAGGCCACGACCUCCGCCAACUACCACUCGUCCGAAGCCUCCUCCAACUACUACUCGUCCAAAGCCACCGCCGACGACUACGAGGCCACGCCCUCCACCAACUACCACUCGCCCGAAGCCUCCGCCAACGACGACAAGGCCACGACCUCCGCCAACUACCACUCGUCCAAAGCCUCCGCCAACGACGACAAGGCCGCGACCUCCGCCAACUACAACUCGUCCAAAGCCACCACCAACGACGACCAGGCCACGACCUCCGCCAACGACCACUCGUCCGAAGCCACCGCCAACCACAACAAGGCCACGACCUCCACCAACGACCACUCGUCCGAAGCCACCGCCAACCACAACAAGGCCACGACCUCCACCAACGACCACUCGUCCGAAGCCACCGCCAACGACGACCAGGCCACGACCUCCACCAACUACAACUCGUCCAAAGCCACCGCCAACGACGACAAGGCCACGUCCUCCACCAACGACCACUCGUCCAAAGCCACCGCCAACGACGACAAGGCCGCGACCUCCGCCUACGACGACUCGUCCGAGACCUCCGCCAACUACAACUCGUCCUAAGCCACCACCUACAACAACCCGCCCAAGACCUCCUCCAACUACCACUAGGCCCAAGCCGCCACCUACCACUACCAGACCACGCCCUCCGCCAACUACAACUCGUCCUAA